Molecule: messenger RNA, 2643 nt
Organism: Seriola aureovittata
Lineage: Eukaryota; Metazoa; Chordata; Actinopteri; Carangiformes; Carangidae
Product: general transcription factor II-I repeat domain-containing protein 2B-like
Exons: 2
Coding region: 1477-2037 (186 amino acids)
Source: RefSeq, a predicted model, not a curated record
GGGAGCAGGUCCUUACCGUCACACAUUUUGGUCCAUUCUCUGACCACAGCUGCCUCUACAGCAUAUGUGUCAAACUCAAGGCCUACGGGCCAAAUGUGGCCUGCCACGUCAUUUUAUGUGGCCUGCAAGAGCUUAAAAGGUCUGAUUAUCACAAUAAAUAAGUCAAAAGGGUGCAUUGACCAUAAACUACAUUUCCCAUAAUGCAUGCCGAUCAUCAUGCAGUGUUUCCACAUCAGUGCCAUUUUCCGAAUUAAGAAAUACAAACAGUGAUCCCAAAAUGUCCAGGAAGAGAAACAUUGAUGCAGAUGGAAGGCUGUCUCAAGAAAGAUGGGAAGGCGAAUAUAUGUUUGUGCUUCAAGGAGAAAAACCGGUAUGUCUUUUGUGUUAUGAGGCAGUGGCGGUUGUCAAAGAGUACAAUCUACGUCGGCAUUUUGACACCAAACACGGAGCUAAGUAUGCCAAAGUGAGCCUUCAAGAAAAACAACAAAUGGUGCAGUAAUUAAAAGGCAAAUUGUGAUCGCAGCAGGAUGUGUUCAAGAGAGCCACAACCAAAAACAAUGCGGCAGUGAAAGCUAGCUUUAUUGUGGCUGAAGAAAUUGCCCGUGCUGCCAAGUCUUUUUCAGAGGGUGCAUUUUUGAAGCAGUGCAUGCUGAAGGUCUGUGAGCAGGUGUGUCCCGACCAGAUACAGAUUUAAAAAUGUCAGUUUAUCAAGAAACACCAUUGUGGACCGAGUUAAGGAACUAGCAGGAAACCUGGCAACACAGCUGGCCGAAGAGACACACAGCUACAUAGCUUUUUCAUUAGCUCUUGAUGAAAGCACAGACAACACGGAUACAGCGCAGCUAUCCAUUUUUAUUAGAGGCGUCAAGUCGGACCUUUCUGUCACCGAGGAGCUGUUGGAUGUAGCUGCCAUGCAUGGGACCACAACAGGACGGGACAUUUUUGAUGAAAAAGUUGGUGGGAUUAACUACAGACGGUGCACCUGCAAUGUGUGGAGGAAAAGCUAAUGUGGACUAAUGAAGGAGAAAAUGCAAAAAAGUAACUGUCACACGCCUCUGAUAACGUAUCAUUGCAUUAUCCAUCAAGUAGCUUUGUGUGGGAAGGUGCUGGGGAUGAAUGAUAUAGUGACCACAGUCAUGAAAACUGAACUUCAUUCGGGCGCGUGGCCUAAAUCAUCGUCAGUCCCAGCUGUUCUUGCAGGAGAUGGGCUCGGAGCACGGCGACGUGCCGUACCAUACAGAAGUACGGUGGCUGAGUAGGAGCAAAGUCCUCAAACGAUUUUUUAAGCUUAGGGAAGAUAUUGCUCUUUUCAUGCAGAGUAAAGGAAAACCCUUGUCUGAACUGUCAGAUCCAAACUGGCUGUGUGACAUAACUGAGCAUCUCGCCCAACUGAAUCAGAAGCUGCAGGGACGCAAACAGGUCAUCACGCAGAUGUCCGACAUGAUCACGGCUUUCCAGCGUAAACUUGAUCUAUAGAUGUACCAAGUGAAACGGGACAAUCUUGCCCACUUUCCUGUUUGUCAGAGCAUCUCAGCCGCAUUUCCUGGUACUUUUUCAUGUACUCAGCUAGCUACCAAACUGAGCCGGUUAAUGAAUGAGUUUGAUCGGCGCUUCUCUGACUUUAGAGCACAGCACUCAGGCUUUGCCAUCUUUGCCAAUCCUUUCACCACCGACGUCUGCACUGCACCCCAACAUCUUCAGAUGGAGUUAAUAGAGCUUCAAAGCGAUAGUGGCCUGAGAGCAAAGUUCCAGGAUGCUGCAAUCCAGGACUUUUACCGCCAACUAUCCCCUGGUUUGAUGCCACAGCUUCGACUUCACGCUGCCUGUGUUCUGUCUAUGUUUGGGAGCACCUAUCCUUGCGAGCAGAUGUUUUCAAUCAUGAAUCUAAACAAGACCAAGCACAGAUCACGCAUCACUGAUAACAACCUCCAUGCGGUUCUACGGAUUGCCUCAGCACAAGACCUAAAACCAGACAUUGACACACUGGCCAUGGAAAAAAGGUGUCAGAUAUCCGGUCAGAAAACACAUAGAACAUGAUCAAUGGAUGAGGAUGGUGGAGAGGGGAUUCAUGUGGCAGCAUCUCCUCAUCAACUUCACCUUAAAACUUGACCAAUAUAGUUGUGAACUGAGACAACCCUUGUGUUGUUAUUUGGAGUUUAUUACAUAUACUACGUUAUAUGUGUAGCAAUGUAUUUAGUGUUUGCAGGUUUAUGUGUUGAUGCAGACAAAUGUUCACUGUAAUCAAACCACCUCCCAUUAGUUGGAUGUAUCCCCUUGCAAGGCUGUGUGCAGCCAUUUGUUUGUGUAAAACGCUACACCUGUCACACAUGUUCUUAGCAGCUCACAAUUGUUGGUUGACAGUUAUUCUGCCCCUCUCAACUCUCUCAACUAUGCCAAAAAAGUUUUGAACAAAGUUAAUGUCAUAACUUGUUAUUUAUCCUUAUUCACUUGGAUAGUUUGAUCUUUGAUUGAUGGAGUAAUGUGGGUUUCAUAAGCUGACAAAUUAAAAGGAUUUAUGUUAUAACAGAGCAACAAGCAAACAUUUCUUUUUACAUUUAUGCAAAUAUAUAUGUAAUAUUUGUAAGUUGAAUAAUUAAAAUCCAGAAUUAUUUAACAUUAAGAAGUAGUUGCAUUUAUUUUUCA